AGGAAAGUGCGAGGACGAAACUAACUACUAUCGUGAACCAUCUAAAAGCCACAAAAUCUAUGUCUGGUUUGUCUAUAUGUUUUGCCUGUGGCUCCUUAUUAUUCUUAACUUAAAAACUUUUUUCCCAUGGCUUCAUCUGCUUCUUUAACUCUUUCUGUCCAAACAAGCAUACAACCUUCUUCCUCCAGCAGUAAUCACGUAUUUCAGUCACUCCCUCCCACUUCAACUCUUCAUUUCCCAUCUUCUUGUAAUAAUAAUUUGAACAACAAAAGAAGUCUUUCGGUAACCACCACUACAUUCUCUGAGCAAAAAUGGAGAACUAGAGUUUCUUUCUUUCCUUCUUUCAUGAAAAGUGGGAAAGAUAGUAAAACAAUCAAGGAAGAACUUCUUGAAGCUAUUGCUCCGCUUGACCGAGGAGCUGAAGCUACUCCUGAAGACCAAGAGCGAAUUGAUAAGAUUGCUCGCGAGCUAGAAAAAGUGAAUUCGGUAAAAGAACCACUGAAAUCUGAUUUACUGAAUGGAAAAUGGGAACUUAUUUAUACAACUUCCGCAUCAAUUCUCCAAACUCAGAGACCCAAGUUGCUAAGAUCAAGAGCGAAUUUCCAGGCAAUUAAUGCUGAUAUACUGAGGGCCCAGAAUAUGGAAUCUUGGCCAUUCUUCAAUCAGUCUCAGUCUCUGACAAUCGAAGUUAGAACCAGCAAAAAUGAAGUAAACUAUGCUUACGAGGUUACUGUUUGACAAAAUUAUAGUUGUAUUCUCAUGUCAUAUGUACUCUUUGCCAAAACUUCUUUUGUACAUGUGUGUUUAAAAGGGAACUCCACCAAGCUGUAAUUUUAGUGGACUGGGACUUCCGAUGAUUUCUUGUUCAACAUCUGUUCGGUACAGAUACUAUUAGGAACUUGCUGAGUAAAACUCCAGCAUAUCAAUUUGUGAGAUGGAUAAAUGGCUAUUAGAUGACUUACUUAUCCUUAUGGUGACUUGUGUGAUUUUGGAUUUCUUACUUAGAUCUCAUGAUAUUCUACUUCAUUCAUUCUUAGUAAUAAAAUGGAUAUGCUGGGAUCAUUUAGAUGACUUUGUAUCAUGGUGCACGGAGAGCAUGUUAUGUUGCCAACUCAACAGUGUCGCUUGCUAUAACUGUUCCAUAGACAUAUAGAUAAUUCAUAAUAGAUUUUCUUUGAUAUUGCGUGGCAUAUGGUUGGCUCCAGAUCACUGGAGAUGCUGGUAUAAGUUUUUUGUUAGAAG
Molecule: messenger RNA, 1242 nt
Organism: Papaver somniferum (opium poppy)
Lineage: Eukaryota; Viridiplantae; Streptophyta; Magnoliopsida; Ranunculales; Papaveraceae
Product: probable plastid-lipid-associated protein 4, chloroplastic
Exons: 4
Coding region: 127-738 (203 amino acids)
Source: RefSeq, a predicted model, not a curated record